UUCGCCAAAUAGUAUCGGCGAGACAGACUCAGUGUCUUGCAGCUACAUUAACCCAUCAACAUCUUCGUCAACCAUCACUUACACGGAUUUAGUGACUGAAAUGGUUCAUACAGACUACUCCAAGGUUUCUCUUCCUCCUGUUCUCACCCACCAGCCAACACCUGCAUCUUGUACUCUGCCAGCCACAAACAACUGGCUUGGACAGUAUGGUUUCUGUAUAUCGUUUGGUCCUCAGGAGAAGCCCACUAAAAGCACAGCCUGGACGUAUUCAGAAAUGAAAGACAAACUGUACGUAAACAUGGGAACUGCUUGUCCCGUGAGGUUCCACACAACGCACCCACCCCCUCCCGGCUCGGUGCUCAGAGCUAUGGCAGUGUUUACCAAACCAGAGUACGUUAAAGACGUGGUUAAACGCUGCCUGAACCAUUCAAGUCCAAGUGACGUGACCAAUGAAAACCAUCCAGCUCCUGACCAUCUGAUUCGUUGUGAAAGUCCACAAGCAUACUAUGUUAUGGAUUCUAAUAGUGAAAGACAGUCAGUUAUUGUACCUUUUGAAAAUCCACAAGUUGGAAUGUCGUACACAACUUAUCUCUUCAAGUUCAUGUGCCUGGGCAGCUGUGUGGGAGGACUGAAUCGACGACCAAUAAAAAUUGUUUUUACUCUUGAAAAUAAAUGCGGCUUGUGUAUGGGGCGUCAGUCUUUGGAAGUAAGGAUUUGUGCUUGUCCUGGGAGAGAUCGUAGAACUGACGAGAAACACUUUGAGCGGCAACAUGAACCACAUUCUCAAGGUCUUGGAGAAGCCGUUAAACGCACAUCUAAUGAGAUAUGUCAAGAGUUUGUGACUGUAGCUCCUGCCCCAAAGAAACCAAAGUCGAACAACGAAGAUGAUGAGAUCUUCACUAUUAAGGUAAUCAUGAAGAUUACCAUGCAUGACAAAACCUAG
Molecule: messenger RNA, 943 nt
Organism: Limulus polyphemus (Atlantic horseshoe crab)
Lineage: Eukaryota; Metazoa; Arthropoda; Merostomata; Xiphosura; Limulidae
Product: cellular tumor antigen p53-like
Exons: 10
Coding region: 101-943 (280 amino acids)
Biological process (GO): apoptotic process; regulation of transcription by RNA polymerase II
Cellular component (GO): nucleus
Molecular function (GO): RNA polymerase II cis-regulatory region sequence-specific DNA binding; DNA-binding transcription factor activity, RNA polymerase II-specific
Source: RefSeq, a predicted model, not a curated record